This is a messenger RNA of Phytophthora infestans T30-4, 999 nucleotides long. RefSeq names its product carbohydrate esterase, putative. The transcript has 2 exons. NCBI's taxonomy places the organism in Eukaryota, Oomycota, Peronosporomycetes, Peronosporales, Peronosporaceae. Gene Ontology annotation, molecular function: oxidoreductase activity. The coding region runs from base 1 to 999 and encodes 332 amino acids. The record is from RefSeq and is a predicted model, not a curated record.
AUGUCGGUCCGCGACGAGCUGGUACAGCAAGGUGUGCGUUUUCUGCAGCAUCCAAAGGUGCAGGACACGCCGCUGUCGGAGAGACUGCAGUUCUUGGAGAAGAAGGGGCUCACACCCAAAGAGAUCGCGGCGGCGCUCAAACUCAACGACGAGAAGAAUUCUGCACGAGCGGCGCAAGCCGUUGCCUCUGUGACGAGCGGUAAGAGCGGUGAGCGACUACAAGGCCGCGUGGGCGUCGUUGUGGGCGGGAAUGUCGGGUUGGGACAGCUCAUUGCCGUCAAGCUGGUAAAGGAAGGCGCCAAACUCGCUAUAAUUGGCGCGAAAGGAGCGGACGCUAUGAACUCUCCUCAGACCUGCAACGUGGAGGCUCAGAUCCAAGAACUGGAGGGCGCGACACCCGCCAAGAUUUACGAAGGCGAACUACACGACUGGAGCUUUGUAGACGCAACGUACGCUGCUAUUGCCAAGGAGUUCGGCCGCGUUGACUUUGUGGUCAACUGCGUUCCAGCUCCGAAGGACAGUGGCGCGAAGCCCACAGCUCUAGUGGAUGUGGACGCUACGGCGUGGGACGAAGCCAUGGGAGUGUCUGCCAAGGCCGUCUUCCUCAGUUGUAAGCGUGCAGUGCAGCAGAUGCUGACGCAGGACAACGGAGCUGUUCGUGGUCGCAUUGUUAACAUCUCAUCGCUGUACGGAAUGGUCGCCCGCAAGGGCCACUUCACGUUUGGAGUGGGCAAAGCAGCCAUCGUGCAGCUCACGCGCCAGGUCGCUGCGGAAUAUGCGUCAAGUGGCAUUGUGUGCAACGCUGUGGCUCCGGGCUUCAUUGACGACUCCAUCAGUCGUGACGAUUGUCUCGCUCCAGCAUCAAAUAACCGGAUUCCAGCUGAAGAGCCUGGCAAGGUGAUGGAUGUAGCCAACGCUGUCACGUUCCUGGUAUCGGACGACGCUCGAUACGUCCACGGCGUCAACUUGCUCGUAGACGGCGGCUACAUGGCGUGCUAG